This is a messenger RNA of Cercospora beticola, 324 nucleotides long. RefSeq lists its product as uncharacterized. NCBI's taxonomy places the organism in Eukaryota, Fungi, Ascomycota, Dothideomycetes, Mycosphaerellales, Mycosphaerellaceae. The record is from RefSeq and is a predicted model, not a curated record.
AUGUCUUACAACGAUAACGACAACGACAACAGCUACGGAAGCUCUGGUCGACAAGGAGGUGACGCUGGCUACGGUGCCGGUCGUAGCUACGGUGAUGAUGAUGUCGGGCGCGAAUCUGGCGUAAACGCCGAUGGCAGCUACGGCUCCUCACGCAACGAAGGCCUAGGCGAUUCAUCCUACGGUUCUUCCAAUCGUACUGGAGGAGGCGAUUCAUAUGGUAGCAGCAACACCUAUGGGAGCUCGGGACGCACGGGAGGAGACAGCUAUGGAGUAAGUGACCCACUCCUUCAGAUAACGGAGAUAUAUGUUGAGCUACCUCGCUAA